Akanthomyces muscarius is the source of this 813-nucleotide messenger RNA. RefSeq lists its product as uncharacterized. NCBI's taxonomy places the organism in Eukaryota, Fungi, Ascomycota, Sordariomycetes, Hypocreales, Cordycipitaceae. The record is from RefSeq and is a predicted model, not a curated record. Bases 1 to 813 code for a protein of 270 amino acids. The transcript has 2 exons.
AUGCUUGCCUCAGCCUUUGUUGCCGCAGCUUUCGCGCCGGCCGCCCUCGCCGCCACAUCAGCAAAUGUCUCUCUGCCAGCGGUUGUCGAGUUUGACUUGGUUUUUCCGCGAAACGAGACCUACGCGUUGAGCCCGACCUUUCCCUUCAUCUUUGCGAUACAAAACGCCGAGCUCGUGUCUUACAUGGGCAGCUCGGGCCCGAAUGUGCAAGUCAGGGUGCGCCGCGAGGACGACUACUCGGCAACCAUAAGCAACUUUGAACCGCGCCUGAACUACUCCAAGAGCAACGACGACACCAAGAGCGGAAGCGAAAACAGCGUGUACUUUGUGUACGAGGACAUGCGGAGUGCCAUCUUGUCCAACGGCACGUGGGUGAUUGCGUGGGACGUGACGAUGCCAAACUGCUCCCGGGAUCCAGACGGUUCCAACGGGAAACAGCCGGACUUUGAGACGCCCAAAGACCAGGGCGGCGAGUGCUUCCACUUGCAGGACGAAGACCGCAUGAGCGCAGGCUUUAAUAUUACCGACAUUCUUUCUCUCGAGGGAGAGUAUGGAAAGACUCGCAACUUUUUCUCGGGAAUGGACAAUUGCCUCGUGACUGACAACGACCCUUCGCUGCCAAAGACCAACCCUUGUGGUGCAAAGGUCGACUCGGACUCCGCAUCUACCAUGUCUGGAGCCUUGUUGGCCACGGCUUGCUCGCAAAUUAUUCCGCUUGUGAGCUGCCCCCCAAAGAAUGCCGCGCCAAGGGCCCUUCCUGUUCCCGGUGUAGUUUCUAGCAUAAUACUGGCUGGUUUCGCCAGUUUGAUCUGA